GUCAGCAAUUUGGCUUCAUCACACUGAGUCUGCCUGCAUUUAAAGCUGUUUACCUACAGUAAUUUGCUCUGGUUGGAAGUGAACAUGUCUCAAGUUCAAAUUCAGAAUCCUGCUGCCAUUGCAGGGAGCCAAAUAUUGAAUAAAAACCCAUCUCUUUCACAGCCUUUGAGUAUUCCUUCUACUACUAGUUCUUUGCCCUCUGAAAAUGCAGGUAGACCUAUCCAAAAUUCUGCUUUACCCUCUGCAUCAGUUACAUCCACCAAUGCAGCUGCAGCUCCUUCCAACAUGGCAAACCCCAAAGAGAAAACCCCCAUGUGUCUUGUGAAUGAGUUAGCCCGUUUCAACAAGAUUCAGCCUGAGUAUAAGCUUUUGAGUGAGCAAGGUCCAGCUCAUUCUAAGGUGUUUACAGUGCAACUCACUCUUGGGGACCAGCACUGGGAAGCUGAAGGAACUAGUAUUAAAAAAGCGCAACAUGCGGCAGCUGCCAAAGCUUUGGAAGGGACAAAAUUCCCGAAGCCUACGGCUCGUCCAUCUCGUAGUGAAGGCAAGAAUCCAGACAGUGUAACCCCCACAGUGGAGUUAAAUGCACUUUGCAUGAAGCUGGGAAAGAAACCUAUGUACAAACCUAUUGAUCCUUAUACAGGGAUGAGAUCCACUUACAACUAUACAAUGAGAGGUGGCACUUAUCCUCCACGGUACUUUUACCCAUUUCCUGUUGGGCCCUUACUGUAUCAAGUUGAGCUUUCUAUUGGAGGGCAGCAGUUUCAUGGGAAAGGAAGAACAAGACAAGCUGCUAAGCAUGAUGCUGCUGCUAAAGCACUGAAAGUUCUGCAGAAUGAGCCCUUGCCUGAGAAACCAGAGGUUAACGGAAAAGAACCAGAUGAUGAAAAUCUCAAUAAAUCUGAAAUAAGCCAAGUUUUUGAGAUUGCACUUAAAAGGAACUUGCCUGUGAAUUUUGAGUUUUUCCCUCUGAAACAGGUGACCAAGGAAAGUGGUCCUCCCCAUAUGAAGAGCUUUGUAACCAAGGUGUCAGUUGGAGAAUUCAUGGGUGAAGGUGAAGGAAAAAGCAAGAAGAUCUCAAAGAAAAAUGCUGCAAUAGCAGUCCUAGAAGAACUGAAAAAAUUGCCACCCCUUCCUACAGUUGAGAAAAUGAAGCCACGAAUCAAAAAGAAAACAAAAUCAAUAGUGAAGCUGCAAACAAGUCCAGAAUAUGGCCAAGGAAUGAAUCCCAUUAGCAGACUUGCCCAAAUACAGCAGGCCAAGAAAGAGAAGGAACCAGAGUACAUGCUCAUCACAGAACGUGGUCUCCCACGACGCAGGGAGUUUGUUAUGCAGGUCAAAGUUGGUGCACACACAGCUGAAGGAAUGGGCACAAAUAAAAAAGUUGCUAAACGCAAUGCAGCUGAGAAUAUGUUGGAAAUUUUAGGUUUCAAAGUCCCCCAACCUCAACCUCCAAAGCCAGCAUUAAAGACAGAAGAGAAGACACCAGUGAAGAAAACAGGGGAUGGAAGAAAAGUAACCUUCUUUGAGCCAGGCUCUGAAGACACUUCAACUAGUAAUAAAGAAGAUGAAUUUAGGAUGCCUUAUCUCAGCCAUCAGCAGCUUCCUGCUGGAAUCCUUCCCAUGGUCCCUGAGGUUGCACAAGCUGUAGGAGCCAAUCAAGGACACCACACCAAAGAGUUCAGUAGGGCAGCCCCAAAUCCUGCCAAGGCAACAGUAACAGCAAUGAUUGCUAGAGAGCUAUUGUAUGGUGGUACUUCUCCUACUGCUGAGACCAUAUUAAAGAAUAACAACUCAUCAGGCCACGUACCCCACGGACCACUUACUAGGCCCUCAGAGCAGCUGGACUAUCUUUCCAAUGUUCAAGGAAUCCAGGUUGAAUACAAAGAUUUUCCAAAAAAUAACAAGAAUGAGUUUGUAUCUCUUAUAAACUGUUCCUCUCAGCCACCACUGAUCAGCCAUGGAAUUGGAAAGGAUGUAGAAUCUUGCCAUGACAUGGCUGCGUUGAAUAUUUUAAAGUUGCUGUCUGAGUUGGACCAACAAACCACAGAGAUGCCAAGGACAGGAAAUGGACCAAUGUCUGUAAAAGUUAAAAUGCCAAGGGCUGAUACCUUCUGCAGAAGGAUGAGAGGAUGUGUGAAACAAGAAAUGGAAAGUGACCCUCUUCUCAAACCGGCUAACUCAAACACUUUGGGACAAACACUGGACAGCACUGCCUAAAAAAAGGCUUUUGACUGGACCCAAACCUGAAAGCACCAGAGAAAAUCAAAUGCUUCCUAUUAAUGUAACCUAACUGUUUUAGAAUGCUACAGUCUUUACAACCUACUGUAGUGUCUAAAUCAUAACCGUUGCUUUUUCUUCAAACAGUGAUAAAUUUUUUGUUUCAUUAUGUUGUUUUGAUUGAAAUGACACUAUAAAUUUUUCAUUUAAAAGUUUCUUAAUUGUAUCUAGAACAAUAGCACAGUUUAGAAACUUUGUCUUCUGAAACUGACAUGUUAUCUGUGAACUAACUUGGGAAGAUCAUAUCCAUGUAUGUGGUUAUUUUGUUUUUAUUGAAAUAGCAAAGUUUCACUGGAAACAAAUCGUGUGCCCACCAUUUUAAAAAGUCCAGCUUAAUAGUUUAACUAUCCAACGGUUGAAUGAAUUAAAACUCUUUAGGAAUUUUAAACUUUGAUCAUUUUUUGGUUAAUUUCUAGUUUUCUUGAGUGGGAGGGGGGAGGGGAACUCGAAUGCAACGUGACUUUAAAUGAUCUAUGUUUUAAAGAUUGUGUGUAUAGACGGCACACAGCUCACUACAUUACAGGAUAUGAUCUCAAUGUAGUGCAUAUAAAACCGCAGAUUGAUUUUCCUUGAGUGCUUUAUACUGUUUAAUUACAUCUCCAUGUAGGGCUGAAAAAAAUUACCUAUGUUUAUAUAUAAACUGUGUUGCUUUUGAUGUUGUGUUAUUGCGCACCCAACUGUGCGCAGUAAAGUUUUUUGCAUAUGGUCCAGGUAAAGCACGAUAGCCUUGCAAGUUAAGUACUGCUUCAGUUCAUUGUUUACGCUGGAAUUUUUUCUCCCCAUGGAAUGUAAGUAAAACGUAGUGUUUGUCACCAAUAAAUGGUAAUACUAAA
Messenger RNA from Chaetura pelagica (chimney swift), 3113 nucleotides. It is a transcript of the gene STAU1, whose product is annotated as staufen double-stranded RNA binding protein 1. NCBI's taxonomy places the organism in Eukaryota, Metazoa, Chordata, Aves, Apodiformes, Apodidae. The transcript has 15 exons. The coding region runs from base 85 to 2220 and encodes 711 amino acids. The record is from RefSeq and is a predicted model, not a curated record.